GAUCUACCCUGGACUGGGUUUGCCUGCAGGCUUCUUCCACCUAGAGGCCGGGAGAAAAGAAGAUCUGUAUUUGCUCGUGAUUUCACCCACCAAGGAUUGAAUGUUGCUGCUUCCAAGACUGAGUGAAAGGGACCAUUAAGAUGGAAAUCCCACCCAAAGAGAAUGUGCAGCUCUUCUUGAAAAACACAGUGAUGUCCAUUGACAGGUCUUCUUCAAGAUCAGAAUCAUCCACUUCAAAGGAGAAACAAACAUUAUGUGGUGGGAUGAAGAUUUUUCUUGGUGCAUUAUCAUUUGUUUACUUUGCAAAAGCCCUGUCGGGAAGUUAUCUGAAAAGUACCAUCACUCAGAUAGAAAGAAGAUUUGAUAUCCCUUCUUCUCUCGUCGGGUUAAUAGAUGGGAGUUUUGAAAUUGGGAAUCUUUUAAUAAUAAUUCUGGUGAGCUACUUUGGAGCCAGACUUCAUAGGCCAAAGAUAAUUGGAGCCGGCUCCCUGAUCAUGUCAGUUGGAACAUUUCUGAUUGCCAUGCCACAGUUCUUUAUGGGACACUAUAGGUAUGAGAUAUUUUCUUCCUCCAAUUCAACUAUCAGCAUCUCUCCGUGUCUGCAGGAGCAAAACCAAAUAACCGUCUCAUUCUUGGAAAGAUCUCAGGCAAAAAUCCAUGCAGGGUGUGAAAAGGAAGCUGGAGUUUCCAUGUGGAUCUAUGUGCUGCUGGGCAAUCUGCUGCGUGGAAUUGGGGAAACACCAAUCCAGCCUUUGGGAAUCGCAUACAUCGAUGAUUAUGCCACAAAGGAGAAUGCAGCCUUUUAUAUUGGGUGCGUGCAGACAGUCGCAAUCAUUGGCCCCAUAUUUGGCUUUCUUUUGGGGUCGUUGUGUGCCAAUCUGUAUGUGGACAUUGGCUUUGUAGACAUGGACAGUAUAACCAUCACUCAUAAAGACUCCCAGUGGGUAGGAGCUUGGUGGCUCGGCUAUUUGAUAUCAGGGGUAAUCAGUGUUCUUGCCGCUCUCCCCUUCUGGUUCCUGCCAAAGCAUCUUCCGCGGCCAGAGGCCCGAAAAGAUUCCAGCACUUCCUCUGAGCAAUCCAAGUUCAUCACAGAAGAUAACAGAGACUGUGGCAUCAGCUACCAGGAGCAAGUCAAGUUUCUUGAGAUGGCUAAAGAUUUUCUGCCUUCACUGAAGAGCCUCUUUGGGAAUCCAGUUUACUUCUUGUAUCUUUGCUCCAGCGUCAUCCAGUUCAAUGCUCUCAUUGGUAUGGUGACAUACAAGCCAAAAUACAUUGAGCAGCAGUUUGGACAAUCUCCUUCAAAGACAAAUUUUGUCAUAGGUCUCAUCAAUAUUCCCGCCGUAGCCCUUGGGAUAUUCUCCGGGGGGCUGAUCAUGAAGAAAUUCCGGCUGGAUGCUUUGGGGGCAGCCUGGCUCUCCUUGCUUUCAUCCUUGGUUGGUUACCUGCUGCUCCUUUCGCUAUUUGCAAUGGGAUGCAAGAAUACAGAUGUGGCUGGACUAACCGUCUCCUACCAGGGGGACAAGCGGUUUUCCCGUUAUGAACAAGCCCUGGUUUCAGAGUGCAACUCAGGGUGCAUCUGCUCUAAAAGUGAAUGGGACCCCAUCUGUGGAGAAAAUGGAAUCACCUACGUCUCGGCUUGUCUUGCUGGUUGUAAAACAUCAAAUGGAAGUGGGAAAAACAUGAUAUUUUAUAACUGCAGCUGUGUGGAGCUCUCGGAGUUUUCAUCACAGUACUCCUCGGCUGUGAUGGGACCUUGUCAAAAAGGAAAGGAGUGCCCCAAAAUGUUUCUCUAUUUUCUAGUAGUGUCUGUCAUUACUUCUUAUACACUGUCCAUUGGAGGGAUUCCUGGAUACAUUUUACUUCUAAGAAGCAUUAAUCCACAACUCAAAUCUUUUGCUCUGGGCAUCUAUACUUUGGCUACAAGGGUUCUUGCAGGAAUUCCAGCGCCAGUAUACUUUGGUGUUUCGAUCGAUACAACUUGCCUCAGAUGGGGAAGCAAAAGCUGUGGAGGUCAAGGAGCUUGCAAACUCUAUGAUUCUAAUGCCUUUAGGUAUAUCUAUCUGGGUUUGACGGUUGUUUUGGGCACCAUGGCCACAUUCUUUAGCAUCGCUGUCCUGCUGGUUCUAAAGAAAAGGUACAAUCCUCAAAAUCCAAGUAUCACACCCAGUGGAGAGAAAGCAGCACCUUCUGUGAAAAGCAGGAAAAGCGACUUUGUCAACAGCGACCACUUGGUCCAGGCAACCUACUGGCCAGAAAAAGAAACACGCCUUUAGGAAAGCUUUCCUUAACUGAAAAGGAUGGUGGUGUAAGAUGGAAAGUCUGACCUAUGAUCCAAUCUAAGUUCAUGCUUCUGAUUACGUGUGUGAGUGUUGGGUGAUGAGGACAGCGUGACCUGUACAUAGCAAACACCUUCUAGAAAUUUGAGUAAUGCGAAAAUGCGAUUUUGCCUCUGCCUGUGUAGAAGAUCCAAGGCAAAAGUCUCCCUUCUCUGUCUGUAGUGAAGAAUGGAGUCCUUUUAAUGAAGUAAAUGACACCAGCAUUCCUUGAAAAAAUCUUCCAUCCAGAAUUUAAGUUGCGGCUGAUUUGUUGUGGAGGUCCAGAAAUCAUUUGCCAUUGCAAUUUAAUUGAAUUGCUUACUUCCAUUUUCUUGUCAUUUUCCUUUGGAUGCAAAAAAUCAUUCUUUAGAGCAUCAAAGCUCAACUUCUAUCCAUUUUGAGGAUAAAAAUGCUUACUCACACUUAAAUGUAAAAUCUAGAUAUCUUUGAAGUAUUCCACAUCUAUUUGAAUUCAUUGUAUGAUGGACUACUUGACUGUAGAAACCAGUUUUUUGUUGUCCUGACUGAUCAAAUAUGAUGGUCUUGGGUUGUAGGCAUGAUCUUAAAUUAGCCCCUUUUCACGCCAGUGCAAAUAGACACAGAAAGCUGGCAAUAGAAGGAGAGGUUUCCAUUUGCUUUCAGGAGAGACUAUAUCCUCUCCAGAGUCCAUGGAUAAAGCUGAUAUCAGAUCACUGAAAAUCCAAGAAGAAUCCUGAUGGAUAUAACCAAAGGUCUGUCUAGUACAACAUUCUCCUAGUUUCUGAAUGACCAGAGUUUAGAGGGAAGCUGAAUCUGAUCUUGAAGUUAGUACAUAACUGUCUUAACUCAUAGUACAUAACUGUCUUACCUCAUAGCUGUUGAUAGCCAUUUUGAUUGAUCCUCAUCGACCAUUUUAGCCAAUAGAGGUCAAAUUUAGAAACAUAGAAACAAAG
Molecule: messenger RNA, 3247 nt
Organism: Varanus komodoensis (Komodo dragon)
Lineage: Eukaryota; Metazoa; Chordata; Lepidosauria; Squamata; Varanidae
Product: solute carrier organic anion transporter family member 1C1-like
Exons: 15
Coding region: 141-2273 (710 amino acids)
Biological process (GO): bile acid and bile salt transport; transmembrane transport; sodium-independent organic anion transport
Cellular component (GO): membrane
Molecular function (GO): bile acid transmembrane transporter activity; protein binding
Source: RefSeq, a predicted model, not a curated record